This is a messenger RNA of Carassius gibelio (silver crucian carp), 2108 nucleotides long. RefSeq names its product 5'-3' exonuclease PLD4. The transcript has 11 exons. Gene Ontology annotation, molecular function: catalytic activity. The record is from RefSeq and is a predicted model, not a curated record. Lineage: Eukaryota; Metazoa; Chordata; Actinopteri; Cypriniformes; Cyprinidae. Bases 215 to 1711 code for a protein of 498 amino acids.
AGAGUCGGGAGUUUCUGACACAACAUCUCUUUCACUCUCAUUACAUCAGACAUCAUUGCACUGAUCGAGAUGUCUGAAAGCCCCGUGAAUAUUAGGCCAGUGUUGAAGUGACAUAAAAAAAGCAGAAAUGAAAAGCGAAUGAGGAACUUAUGAGCCUAAUAAAGCAUUUUCCCCUUUGUUUGUCAGAAGAGAAAUCAUCAGCACCUGCUUCAUCAUGCCAGCAUCUUCACGGUUGCUGGAGGGUCAUGAGCUGACGUCUCCGUACAAGAGUCUUCAUGACAGCUACGUGUCCGACCGCAGGGACUCCAGGUGUCCCGUCUCGGCUCUGCUGGCCGCUGCAUGUCUGCUGCUUUUGGGGAUUUUAUUGGCCGUGACAGUGAUAGAGGUGUUGAAGAAUGAGGAUCGGAUCCACGAGGCUCUGAAUCCUCCUCAGACACAGACGUGCUGUAAUCAAACCGACCCCAUCGAGCAGAGCAGUAUCGUCCUGGUGGAGAGUUUUCCUCUGGGCCUGGAUUACGGGAGAAACGUGAGCGCUGGAGUGGAUCUGUACGACGCCUGGAAGGAUCUUCUGUCUCGAGCCUCUGAACAGAUCGACGUGGCGUCGUUCUACUGGUGUCUGACCGCCGAAGACAUCAGCGUGAACUCGUCCAGCGACAGACAGGGCAGAGAUAUUUUAGAAGAGUUCAAGGCUUUACCGUCCAGGAACGUGUCUGUGCGCGUCGUCACCAGCAUCCCAACUCUAGCUCCCAACUCCACCGACCUGAAAGUCCUCAAAGAACGAGGAGUACAGAUACGCCGCGUCAACUUCGGCCGUUUGACUAAAGGAAUCCUUCACUCCAAGUUCUGGAUCGUUGACGGGAAACACGUGUACAUCGGCAGCGCUAACAUGGACUGGAGAGCUUUGACGCAGGUGAAGGAGCUCGGUGUGGUCAUCUAUAACUGCAGCGCUCUGGCUGAUGACCUGCAGAAGAUCUUCCAGUCCUACUGGGUCACGGCUCGCUCCAACGCCUCCAUCCCGGAUCCGUGGCCCUCCGACUACGACACCGGGAUCAACCAGGAGCAUCCGCUGCUGCUCAACCUGAGCGGAGUCCAGAGCCAAGCUUACAUCACGGCCUCUCCGCCGGUCUUCUGCCCGGACUCUCGCACACGAGAUCUGGACGCGAUCCUGUCGGCCAUCAGAGGAGCUCAGGACUUCAUUCAUGUGGCGGUGAUGGAGUUUUACCCCGCGUCCAAGUUCUUCCAUCAUCACGGAUACUGGCCGGUGAUUGAGGACGCUCUGAAGCGCUCGGCCGUGGACAGGAACGUCUCCGUCUGUCUGCUGGUCAGCUGUGGUCAGGAAACAGAUCCCGCCGUCUGGCCCUUCAUCAGGUCAUUAGAUGCGCUUCAUUCUCCAUCAGACAACAUCAACAUCGCUGUGAGAGUGUUUGUGAUUCCAGCGGGGAACCAGUCACACAUCCCUUACUCCAGAAUCAACCACAACAAAUAUCUGGUGACAGAGAAAGUGGCGUAUGUGGGGACUUCUAACUGGUCAGCUGACUACUUCAGCACCACGGCCGGCGUGGCUUUAGUGCUGUCCCAGAAUGCUUCAGGAGACUCGUUCCAUCAGCAGCUGAGUGCCGUGUUCGAUCGAGACUGGAGCUCUCCGUUCUCUCAUCCGCUCGCUGAUCUCCAGCGAAUCCACGACUGCGCUUUCUCCACAUCUGCACCUUAGACACCAAUACAGCACACAGACAACUCCUGCAAUUAGAGAAAAGUCUCUUAUAUACAUCGAGUAGACAUUAGAAAUGAUUUCAGAGUGUUUGCUUGCAUCUGUAUUAAUCAAAGUUAUUAGAGCAGUGCUUAUGGAAGAAAUAUUGUUAAUUCUGCUCUAGAUUGUUUUAACAAAUGCUCAUAUUUCACUAUCUUUUAUGUCAGCAUUUUAAUCCUCAAUUAAUGCUAAAUUGAUUUAAAAAGUAAAAAUUCCAUUAAAAUGAAAAUAUAUGCAUUUUUUCUAUUUUAGUUUAUAUAGUUGUAUAAUCUUUUUGCCUGUAUUUUUAUUAAAAUUUACUCACUUUUUACUUUGUGUGUGUUUUAUAAUAUAAUAAAUAUAUAUUUUAUUAUAAAUGUAA